Sinocyclocheilus grahami is the source of this 6790-nucleotide messenger RNA. RefSeq names its product sodium- and chloride-dependent glycine transporter 1-like. The transcript has 14 exons. Gene Ontology annotation, cellular component: plasma membrane. The record is from RefSeq and is a predicted model, not a curated record. NCBI's taxonomy places the organism in Eukaryota, Metazoa, Chordata, Actinopteri, Cypriniformes, Cyprinidae. Gene Ontology annotation, biological process: neurotransmitter transport; amino acid import across plasma membrane; nitrogen compound transport. Gene Ontology annotation, molecular function: amino acid:sodium symporter activity. The coding region runs from base 306 to 2249 and encodes 647 amino acids.
AUGUCCAUCAAUUUAACGAGGUCGUGUUCAAAACAGAUCCACUUGACAGCUGUCUUCUGUAUAACGCCAAGGAGCAAGCGAUGAAAAGUUCCUGGAUUAACGCAGAAUUAGCACAAAGCAGAGACGCCACCUCAGCCCAACGUUGCAACUAGCGGAGAGAGGAAACGAUUGAGGGAGAAGCAGUGUGCACCAGAAACUAAGACACAUACCCCAGCAGCUCAAGACGAGUUCCAGAGAGCACAGAGACAGGCCAGGACGGGCAUCCUUCCGGAAAGGGGACCCACGCCGAAGAGAGCUUCAAAAGCAUGGCGGAAAAACAAUUUUCUGGCAUAUUGAACGGAGCAGUUCCAGUAGAGCCAGUAAAGAAAGAUGAAAACUCCAGAAGGGGAAACUGGGGCAACCAGAUUGAGUUUGUCCUCACCAGUGUUGGCUAUGCAGUGGGUCUGGGAAAUGUCUGGAGGUUUCCUUACCUCUGCUACAGGAAUGGAGGAGGUGCCUUCAUGUUCCCAUACUUCAUCAUGCUGGUGUUUUGUGGCAUCCCUCUGUUCUUCUUGGAGCUCUCCUUUGGGCAGUUUACCUCCCUCGGGUGCCUGGGAGUCUGGAAGGUCAGCCCCAUGUUUAAAGGUGUGGGCUAUGGAAUGAUGGUGGUCUCUACCUACAUUGGGAUUUACUACAAUGUGGUGAUUUGCAUUGCAUUUUAUUACUUCUUCAUGUCCAUGACAAACCUGCUGCCCUGGACGUACUGUAACAACCCCUGGAACACCCCUGACUGCACUGGAGUGAUGGGCACUCCACGAACUAAUGCCACCUUCGCCAAUGUGUCUGCUGUUGUGUCAGGGUUGACUGAGAUAGUCAACCGCACCAAAAGGACCAGUCCUAGUGAAGAGUACUGGAGGAACUAUGUGCUGAAUGUCUCUGAUGGUAUUGGGAACUUCGGAGAGGUGCGUCUACCUAUCCUGGGCUGUCUGGCUGUGUCAUGGAUAGUUGUGUUCCUCUGUCUUAUUCGAGGAGUCAAGUCAUCCGGCAAGGUGGUGUAUUUCACAGCAACCUUCCCUUAUGUGGUGCUGACCAUUCUUUUCAUCAGAGGAAUCACUCUGGAGGGAGCUAUCAGUGGUAUCAAAUACUAUUUGACCCCUCAGUGGGAGAAAAUUCUAGAUGCUAAGGUAUGGGGGGACGCUGCCUCUCAGAUUUUCUAUUCGCUGGGCUGUGCCUGGGGUGGCCUUAUCACCAUGGCAUCAUAUAACAAGUUCCAUAAUAACUGUUUUAGAGACAGUAUCAUCAUCAGUGUAACAAACUGUGGUACCAGCGUGUAUGCUGGCUUUGUUAUUUUCUCCAUCCUGGGAUUCAUGGCUAAUCAUUUGGGGGUGGAUGUGUCAGAGGUGGCCGAUCAUGGGCCAGGCCUGGCUUUUGUGGCCUACCCGGAGGCCCUAACAUUGCUGCCCAUAUCACCGCUCUGGUCUCUGCUGUUCUUCUUUAUGCUCAUUUUAUUGGGCCUGGGCACUCAGUUCUGUCUGCUGGAGACUCUGGUGACGGCUGUAGUUGAUGAGAUUGGAACUGACUGGAUUAUGAAAAAUAAGACAUAUGUCACGCUGGGAGUCGCCAUAGUAGGAUUCCUCCUGGGAGUGCCGCUCACCACACAGGCAGGAAUAUACUGGUUGCUGCUUAUGGACAACUACGCUGCCAGUUUCUCUCUGGUCGUCGUCUCUUGCAUCAUGUGUAUCUGUAUAAUGUAUGUCUAUGGUCACAAGAACUAUUUUAAAGAUGUGGAAAUGAUGCUAGGCUUUCCUCCUCCGCUCUUCUUCAGGAUCUGCUGGAGAUAUGUGUCUCCUUUCAUUAUUACUUUCAUUCUGAUUUUUACAGUGAUACAGUACAAGCCUAUUACCUACAAUGACUAUGUCUACCCAAGGUGGUCAUUGGUCAUUGGGUUUGCCAUGGCUUUGUCUUCAGUCAUCUGUAUACCUAUCUAUGCUCUGUUCAAGAUUGCUAUGUCUGAAGGAUCCACAUUUUUAGAGCGUUUGAAGAACUCCGUGAAGCCCGACCCGGACUGGGGUCCAGCUCUCCAGGAGCACCGCAAGGGCCGAUACGCCACUGCGGGCCCCGAAUCUGUGGAGGUGUGCCCUCUCAAAGAAGAGCUGAAGGAUGAGGGGAAAGAGAAACUCAAGGAGAAAGAGAUGGAGAAAAAGGAUGAGAUGGGUUUGACCAUCCCAGGAAGCAACGGCUCCACAUUAAACCCCACACCCAGCGCAUAGAGGAGCCCUUCCCCACCCUCCCCCCAGGACAGUUCCCAUUCCCUCACUGUGGGACAGGCCACUCUCGCUGGAGACCUUUACAUAUUGUAAGGGCUUUAUGAAAUCUAACCUCUAGAGAAAUUGGUUGUCAUCCAAAACCUUUUUCUUUUUGUUCGCAUAAUUUAAUACUGCAGUUUUUUUUAAAAGACAAGAAAAAAAGACAUGUUCAUUUACAGGAGGUGUUUGCAUACACGCAGUGUGUAUAUAGUGCAUUGUACAAUAUUUUCACUCUGUGUUGAGUAGUCUGAAAAUGUGACUGUAGCAGCAGCAGGAGCUACAGUGGGAUUUGGCUUGUGCGUGUGUAUAGUGGCGGCAGUGCUGGUCAGGUUUAAUAGCUGAAGACCAAAUAUUCUUUGUGGCAAUGUUGUAAUGGGGAGAUUUAUUUUCAGUUUCUGUUUUAUACCCAUUUUCUUGUUUGGGAACCAUCUCAUUCACAAGACAGUAUGGGUUUUUCAAUGGCCGAUGUUGGUGUCUGAGAGCAGGGUGGCUGAUAUUCAAUGUAAUGCCAGUAUAUGAUAUAAUACAUGUUAAAUUACCUUUUGACACUGUAUUAACUCCAGAUCCACCUAAAACUACAAAACAGAACACGUCUAUUAUCCUUUGAUUAGACUACCAGUACAUUUUAGAGCUAACACUUUCGUUAAUCAGCCAAGUAAACUAGCUGAUACCAAUAAAUAAGCAUAGGCAAAGAGAAUAUCAACUUUAUUUCCAAUUAAGUGAGAGAACAAAUAUAAAACAAAGGAUAUUUGGUCUUAAGCUCUUACUGACUGAGGUAUCUGAACCGAGGCAUAUCACUUCUCAAGCCCAUUCUCAGGGUUACACACAGUUUGCUUUUUUGCUAAACAUUUUCCAACACCUUGAGAUGAUUUGUUGCUGAUGUUGAGAAUUGGACACGAAGGAGAGGGGUUUUCAUGUAGGAACUGCCACAUGAAAUGCCAAAUCUGUCUUGUCUUCCGGGCAUCUCAAGUCAAGACAUCUCCUGAGCGAGGGGGCAGCAUGUGUGCGAUAACAGAAGCAGCUAGUUCCUCAUUAGAUUCAGUACUGUAGUAUGCACACUAACCCCACUCUACACGGAAAAAGAGGCAUGUUACCAAAAACGUGCACAAACCUUUGUGUUCUGAUUUAGUUGGUAUGUUUGUGUUUGUGUGUAUUUUUUGUUGUCUGUGUUAAGAGACUUGAACUGGUGUGUAUGUGUCAUUUAAAGGCAUCUGGCUGUGCUGAGCUGAACGGUCGUGUCAUCGAACACUGAAAUAAGGGGUAAGGUUGCAUGUGGAAUGACCAGAAGUAAACGUAGCAUUAGUCAAAAUCACUGUGGUUAAUGGAAUUUUUUCCUCGUAUUGUAAAAUAAUGUGAAAUAGACUUGCAAGACAAAUAAAAGGCCAAACCAUCCCAUUUACGCAAUAGAAACCACAGAAUUUUAUGUUAAUAUGGUGCAUUUUGUUUUGUUUUGGUUUUGAAGGCAAUAGAGAGGGGAAGAUACUGGUAUGGAGAGUUAUGUUCAUAUUUUUGGUAUGGUUAGAUGCCGCAUGUCAUUUCAUUCCAGUGACAUUUCAACAAGGCCCCUUUACUUACGAUGCAUAUGGUUAUAGUGGCACAUGUACAUGGAUAAAGAGUCCUGGUUACACUGAAUUUGUCUGGGAUGCUGCCUGACUCCUUUUAACAGGGAGUCUGACAAUGCAUCUGCUAAUGUGCUGACGCGUCAUGUAUUGAGACUUGUGAUUAAACAGUGAAUCGCUGUAUAUAGUCAAGUCAAAGUAGUUUAUCUGGUAUUUCUCUUCUCUGGUGCGAGGAGAAAUGCCAUAUGAGAUGUGCUCUGUCAUUUUGAGUCGGAAAGAGGUGAAGAAAUGCGAUUAUAAGUGGAAAAAAAUAUUGCUUAGUUGCAUUAAUUUUGAUAAUACAAAGUCUCCGCUUUCAAAUUAGCUUCAUUUUAACAUGUCACUGUUUGCUACAGCUGCCUCAGUUUAAAAUCAGCGUGAAGCACGAGUGAACCGAUCAUCUCUUUUUCUUUACUACUGGUUAUAGCACGAAAAAAUAAAUGAAUCAGAAGGUAUGUUGAAAGAUGCAGUACAACUUACUGAAUGUGUCGUCUCUCAUGUAAUCGUGUUUCGAAAAGAUGUGAAUAAAACUGCUUGUGAACGUCACCUGACGUUACAUUUACCUCAGAAAAGUCAUUCAGUGUCAAUUGCUCGAGGGGAAAAAAAACUUUGUAAAUAUAAAAUCUUAAAUAUAAAAGUAUGCUUGAAUAAAUCACCAGAUUCUAUCAAAAAAUAUAUGCAAAUUGUUUGGAAUUUAGAUGUCAUUUUCUCAAGUUUUUGUGGCAGCACCAUUUAAUUAUAUUUCAGCAAAGAAUCGUAAACAAUUUUUUUAAAUAUUUUUGAAAGCUUUCUUAUAUAUGUUUGAGACUUUUUCUUUCAGUGCAUAAAACUCUAAACUCUGACUCAAAAUGAUGGAGCAGGUCACAGAUAAAGUCAGUACUCAAAAACCUGAUGGCAUAAUAGUCUACAUCUUUGUGAUAUGUACAUUUCAUUAAUUUCUGCAUGAAGGUAUGAUAUAUCUAUUUUUAAGGUUUUAUCCAAAAAUAUACAAAACACAAUCUAACUUUAAGAAGUAGGGAAAAAAGAGAGAAGAAUAAAAGUAACCCUGCUGCCUAACAGGAGGUAUCUGACACUCAGGGGAGUAGUUAGAGGUUCAUUGGUCUUAGCACAACCAUACCUACAGGUCACGCACUCUAGCUUUUCCUCUGUUAGACAGUGCCAUAGAUUAGAGCAGCAGUUUAGGUGUCGGGAGGCUAACAGCACUUUUUAUUUACUGGUUCACUUUAGCUGGCUACGUGCGCGGUAGCUACAGUAUGAUUAAUAAUCGCUGUCGGAAAUAUGAAUGCGCAAAAUUGAAGCCCUCUCAUUUUUCUGAUGUGUGGUCCUCAGACCUUGAACGUGGCAUGAAGACCAUGUGUCUGUCUCUAGGUACUGCGAUGUGAACAGAUCUGGAUAUUGACCUCGACAUGCAAACUCUUUAUAACAAUAGACACGUUAUGCAUCAGUGCCAUUCUUGCACUGUUCCUCUUUCUCCAUUGUACAGUAAUGUAAAAAAAAAAAAAAAAAAAAAAAACCAUGUUUGUGUUUUCUGUUUUUAUCAGGGUGGGUUGCUGUAGUGGGGUUUAUUUUUAGUUGUUUUUACAUUAUUUCUUAUGGUAACGUAGCUACUGUUAUGUGUACAGAGUGUUCUGUGUAGUGGACGUUCAACUGCUGAGUCAAACCUAGUUCAUGUUAGUGUCACUGUUGAUAUAGUGUAAUUUUAAUCAGUAUGUAAUUAUCCGCUUUUUGCCAUUUAACAAACAGAAUCUACCUUUGUAAGAGAUUUGUCCUUUUUAUUUUUAUAGUACUAAAACUGUAUUUUAUCAUCAGUUGUAAUAAUUUUUAGCUUUGUUCGGUGACACUACAUUUUAUUUCUUUUUUUCCCCCCUAAACCUCUUCAAGCCAGCUGAUCUCAAACACAUUGCCAAACUAAGGCUUUGGACUGAAACUUGAAAAAUUCAGGAAUGCUUUUUACAGCAGCGUCUGGUCAAACAGAAACCGUUUAUUGAUGAAGAAGGACACAGUCUAAAGCCAGCAAUGUUAUAUCUUCAUCUCAGUAUUGUACACGUGUAUUUGUAGUGCUGCAAACCCUUUAAGAACAUUUCUGUCUGCACGUGAUCCAGUUUCAUUUAUUAUGCACAAUGUAAAUGAAACCGAGAAAGCACAUUUGAUUGCCUGGAAAGAAUGUUUUAACACUUAUGCCGAUCUUUGAAUAUUUUCGAAAUGCAUUUGAAAUGAACAAAACUGAAUUAAUAUUUUCUGAAUUUUAUUUGGGUAUAUUAAGAUGAUGUUUCUGAGAAGAACCGAACACUUUUUAAGUGGACUUUUCUUCUAAUUUGAACGGGCUCUCAAACUAUAUUUCACAGUUUCUUAGUGCAAAUUGAAUUGUGACGGCAUACUCUUUGAAAUGACAUGAAAGGGCUGUGUUUAGAACAAGCAAAACAGAAAUACUAGAAUCCAGUGUAAAAUAUGCACACAAAUACCUCUUUGUCCAAGAUGGAAAUAUCCAUUAAGCACAGUUUUGUGUCUGUAUUAAGAACUAUAAAAAGAAUCAGCAUAACUGAAACUGUGAACUUUUUUGGUUAAUGAAAUGUUUAUUCAAAACCGUGUCAUGUAUUUUCAUGUUGUUACGGCACUUUAAAAAUAUGUGGUUGAACGCAACAGAAAAUACAAAAUUGCAACAAAAAAAAAACCUUUCUCUCCCUGUCCUGCAUCCUAAAAGCAAUGUCUUUACAAUAGUGUGUGUGUUCUUCUGUGCUCAUGGCAAUAUAGUAGUGAAGUAGAAUGACAAGCACAAUGACAUGAGCUUCAAACAUAUCUAACCAUGUCUUUUCAAUUUUAGGGCCAAACAGCAUUGAAAUUGUCUUAGUCAUGUCAGCUGUAAACUGUUCAAUUUGAAAUGGUAAAUAAAGUUUAUUUUAAAGAUCA